AUGGCGGACGUUUUAACCAAUCGUAGUGUACUUUUAACCACCGUAGAGGUCUUCUCCAUGAUAAUUUUCAACGUUCUGUCGUUAACAGGUAACAUAAUGGUGUGCAUUGCAGUUUGCAAGAACACACGACUACGCACAACCACCAACCUGUAUAUCAUCGCACUUGCUUUAAGUGAUUUAAUGUCCGGUGUAUUUCUCAUGUCUUUUUCAUUGGGUGUGCUUAUAACAGGCGAAUGGGUUUAUGGCCGAGUGAUCUGCAACUUUCAAGCGUACAUGGUUAUGUUUGUGGUGUACGUUUCACCCGUCACUAUGGGUUUAACAGCAUUUAACAGGUACAUGAGGAUUUGUAAGUCGGAGCAGCAAUACAAGAGAAUCUUUUCACCGUGGAAGUCACGAGCAUUAUUGGCCUGUGCAUGGAUCCUCCUUGCUUGCUACAUCCCUGUUCCAAAGUUAACAGGUCUUCAAGACUAUGUGUUUGUCCCAGGAUAUGCCCUGUGCGUUCCGGCUCAUCUCAAUCAAACUGGAAAAGUUGUCCACUACGCCAUUGUCCUCGGUUUUUUCUUUUUAACUCCUUUAUUGACUACAAUAUUCAGCUACAUAAAGGUUGCAAAGAUGAUCCGACAGCACAAUGCCACUAUGUCAUCUACGAUUCACAGGGGCGCAACAGGCUCAAGCAUCACCGUGCAAGAACUGAAGCUUAGUAAGUCUCUC
Messenger RNA from Porites lobata, 711 nucleotides. NCBI's taxonomy places the organism in Eukaryota, Metazoa, Cnidaria, Anthozoa, Scleractinia, Poritidae. The record is from the annotation of a GenBank genome assembly.